AGAAGUGCCAGUAGAGGUUGAAGUAGCGCAAAGAGUAACAAUCCUACAACACAAACAAUUGCUCCAUUUUGUUUUGUUGAUCAAGUUUUGUUGAAAAAUUCAUCCCAUUCUAAACUCUAAUUGCUUUAAUAUUAAAUAACGAAAGCACAAUGGCGCAUCCAUCCGGUUUCUUGCAACAGCAAGGCGGCUCGUCAUCGAGCUCGGCCGUGCCCCAGGGUGACUACCUAAUGCAGCCCGACACAUACAUGUAUAACCCGCUUGAGUCUAUGGAUUGCACGUACGCGGUCCCUGCCGCCCUCUACGAGGAUCCUCCAGACGCUAAGCAACCCGGGAAUACUUCUACAAGUGGUGGCAGCAGUUCUUCUUCAUCUGCAAGGCCCGGUGCAGCACCAGUUAAGGUUUCUUUUUCUUACUUACAAAAAUGAAAGGCGUGAUGCUGAUGCUGAUGAUAGAAUUUGUGUAUUGUGCAAGGUUUAUUAUUGAAGAUUCUGUGGCAUUUCUUUUGCCAUACUAGGACGCAAUCAAUUUCUGAGUAAGAAAUAAGAAUUCACGUCAGUGGAAUGUCCUGUUGAGUCUCUGUCUUCUAAGACUUGUGCGAGCAGUGGUAUCAAUCCUGGCGAUUCCGAGGCAGUGGGUUUCGUCGGUGGGCGCGUCGGGUCAGCCUACGGAAGCGUGGUGAAAAAUGGCAUUCCGGUAGACUCACCAGAGCAUGGCGCAGAGUACCACGUUUUCCAGGAAGGGGCGACCAAAUACGACGUGCGGUUGAACCAAGUGAAUUUGUCGCGGAACAACAACAAAUACUACAUCAUCCAGCUUCUCGAACACGAUCAGUUAAGAAUCCUGUCGUCGAAGAAGUUGUACCUCAUCAAACUGAAACUAUGCAAGUAUUUCCAGGAGGAGUAUAGUGAAGUGAACGGGCAUCCACUAAUGUAUGUGCAUGUGGACCUAUACUACUUUACUUCUCAGUGCGAGGUUGGCACACGUUUGUACGCAAGACUGCUUGGGACAUACAAUUUGAGGAGAGUACUAGAGCUCGUUCUUCUAAGCACAAAAGGCCCGGACGACCGGACUGCGAAGGCCUACAAGCUGUGGACGCGAUGGGGCCGCACAGGCUACGACGGACAGCACGCGGACCUCACUUUCAGUCCGAAUAUUCAUCGAAACGCUAAGGAGUCGGCGCUUGCAGCUUUCCGUGACAAGUUUCGAGAAAAAACAGCGAACACAUGGGGAUCAGUCUUUCAGCCGGUGGACGGGAAAUACACUUGGUUACAGAUGAUGACGCACAAUACUAGCCGGCCGAAAAAAAUCUUUGAACCCUCAACUUAAGGCUUCCACACUCAAUUCAUCUCCUGCAGCAUCAAUCUACUGGCAAGGGUAUAUUUGUGUUAAUCGCAUAAGCAGUUGUCCUUCAAAACCACGUUUUUAGUAGACUGCUUGUUGUGCUAACGAGAGAAAACAAACAACACCACCAAGAAGGAGAGGAUGCUUGUUCAUCUCAAGAUGAAUUUCCUUAGCCAAGUCUAAUCAACUCUCUCCUCCGACCUGCAGGAAUUGAUGGAACUCAUCUGCGAUGAUGGUAAGAAAUCGCCUAAAGAUUCCACUCGCAUUGUUAGCCAGAAUUGUCUUGUUCCCCAAGUAGUAUACCCAUCAUACACCGUCUCUACUUGUUCUUUUUCUUUCCGUCUAGUACCCCGGUGUACCAAAAGAAAGACGCGACUAGAAACUCUGAUCUUGUUAGUUAACCUCACCGUCAUCAUGAUCAUGAAUGUAACAACCACAAACCUACUUGCCACCAGACUUGGUCGACCAGGAGGUGACAGAGAUCGGUUACGACAGCGUGAAAGUGCAACUGGCUACGGUGGGCCAGGCAACUAUCACCGAUGCUUUUCAAAUUCUUGAGCAGAUACAUAGAGAACUGCAGAAGCUCGAUCGCAACCCAGAGAUGCUGGAAAAACUCACAAGCGCCUACUUCACACUCAUACCACAUAACAUGGGCUUCAAAGAUAUGAAGGUACUUGAGUCCUCAGUCUGAGUCUCACUCUCAGCUUCAUCCAAAAUGAAUCUGAAUGCGCUGCUGCUGUUUCGUUUAUCAUGACGUAGAAUCCUGAUCAAAAAGGUGACCCUUGGUCUUGUAGAGGACACACGAUAAGAAGCACUAGCAUUUGUGGUGUGUUGACGGUUUUUUUGCAGUUGCACAAGUGCAAGAAGUUCCAAUCAUCAGUCGUUAACAACAAAUCGUCACCACAUUGAAAUAAAACAGAACUUCGCCGUAAAUACGUUCCAGAAGUUGGGCUCAGAGGUAACGAUGCUCCGACGACUGGAGCAAGUCGCCAACGGGUAUCGUUCUAUGCGUCGAUCAGCUUCAGAUAAGCGCCAUCCUCAUGACCACGCUUACGCGACUAUCGGCAGAAAACUAACUCCGCUAGCACGGGAUCACCCUCUCUCCGUCCUCGUCAACUACGCCACACAGAAUCUGCGAGGUAUCUAUUAACUUAGCUUCCUUAAAGGAAUUGGCAAAUUAAUGAAAAUGAAUAAGAAGAUGAGUCUCAAUGCGCCAGGGAUGGGAAUGGUUUUCAGGGAUCGCAUACUUCCGGUUUUCACUAGUAACUGAUGAAAUUUGAAAAGUUUCACCUGAGAAAUACAAACAUGCGGUUGGGGUGAACCUCAUGAUUACCGCAAUUACCAGCCGCGCGCCAUCGUAGCUUCCGCAUGACGCUCGAGCGAAUAUUUGCAGUCGAGAAGCGGAACGAGUCGAGUCCAUUGCACAAUAAGCAUCUGCUGUGGUUCGGAGCGCCUCUGAAGGAUUGGGCGACGAUACUGCGAGACGGGUUGUCCCUGCCCUCUGUAGCACCAAAAAGCACGAAGGAUGCCCUGAACAGCAUGCAACAGGACUGGUGGACUUCACUGCCAUUCGAGGAGACAGAAUCGCAGAGUCUUGGAGGGCCGGCGCUUUAUUUUAUGGCAGCAUAGCGACCCAUGAACAACUGCGAAUAAGAAAAGUAAAGUGUACGUAACUUCUUCAGCACGAUAAGAAAGACGAAGACAUAUCUCUAUUCUAUCGGAUUGGCAAUUCUUCCGCUUCCUGGCCUAAGGUUAGCGUGGCUUCCACUGAGCAAAAGUGCUCUACUUCUAAUUAUUUCACCGAUUGUCUCAGUUAUGCUGCUUGGAAAUGCUGCGCAACCGAGAAUGAUAAUCGGGGCUGUCUCAUGCUUUGCGAAGUGGCACUGGGUGAAGUCCUUACCGUUUCCAAGAGUCGCCCAGAUCUAAAUGCUGCCACGCUAGCGAUAGCAUCUCCCACAGACCUCGCAAGUACUGGCCACUAUUGAAGAAAAGCAUACUAAGUACUUCGACUAAUGAAGAUGAGAGGUUUUUGUGGAAUCAUGACUAUGCUAUGUCUAACAAGAAUGUUGAAAUACUUCGAUUAUUCAUCUUUAAACAAAAAAGGUGGAGGGCGCAUGCGAAAAUUGCAUUCUGCGCUGGCGGUGGGUACGGAUCAGCCAACUCAGUAUGUGCAGUUCCGGCGAAAAGCGCAGCUUGACACCUACACCGCAUCGAGCGAGGGCGCGCAAGCAAUGGAUAUAGAUGUUAUGGUGCAGGAGAGUUUUGACCUGACUAAACAUUGCCAUUCGACUAUGCGCGUGCUGGUUGUACUCAACAUCCGAGAGAUCUGAUCCGGCCUCUACCAGUAGAUCAACAAUGUUGAGAUCUGAAAAUGGAGUUUGGAUAUUAAGUGGCAUGAAAACCUACACCGUAGUACCCAGACCAACAUAGAAAGUGAAUGCGGAUAUUUUUGUAUGGAACUUGAAUGUGUACAGCCUUACCAGGAUCAAAAAACGAUAGCUCUAAACAUGGAGCUUCUAGCACGAGUGGCGCAGACGAAGACGUCGUGAUGUCGGUGGGCAUGAUGCAGAAGGUAGACCUGGUUCAGAAUACGACUUUUGCAUUGAACGAAUACGCAGUCUACGACACAGCCCAGGUAGUCCCGCGUUUCUUCUGUCAGUUCGAAUUUGCAUUCGACUAG
Amoebophrya sp. A25 is the source of this 4021-nucleotide messenger RNA. The record is from the annotation of a GenBank genome assembly. NCBI's taxonomy places the organism in Eukaryota, Dinophyceae, Syndiniales, Amoebophryaceae.